Molecule: messenger RNA, 2462 nt
Organism: Hevea brasiliensis (rubber tree)
Lineage: Eukaryota; Viridiplantae; Streptophyta; Magnoliopsida; Malpighiales; Euphorbiaceae
Product: ceramide kinase
Exons: 13
Coding region: 254-2143 (629 amino acids)
Molecular function (GO): kinase activity
Source: RefSeq, a predicted model, not a curated record
AAUUGCGGGGGCGAAUGUCAAAUUCGUAGCCCAACAAAAAUAAAUAUCUACGACCUUUUUUCUGACGCCGUCUCUCCAAUUUGGAUGAUUCUUUGCUUUGUGUGAUAAAUCAGAUAACCUGAUUUGGAUAAAGGAAUUGCGGAAUUCCCUUUUCCAUUUUCAAAUCAGGUGAGUUCAUCGCAAGAUAACUCAGAUUUUGUUAGAUUCUAAAAAUAAUACAAGUUCAAGUUAUUUCAUUUUUGAAUCUGGCUUGAUGGAAAUUCGGGGAGAUGAUGAGGCUAGUAUUAGUGUUGGUGGAGAUAAAUCUCCUUUGGAUAAUGUAGAGGUAGAAGGUGGGGAAGCAUCAUCGGUUUUGAGGUCGACCCUUUUCUUGGAUAAUGUUGGGGAAGUUGUUCUAACUCUCGAUUCUGAUGGUUUGUCUUGGGAAUUGCUUGAUUCCUUCGAAACUGAUGAAUCAAUUUGUUUGGGAAUUAAAUUUGUUCCCAAAGUUGCAACAGAGAUCAAAUUUUUUGAUGUGUAUGGUGUGGAGUUUGUUAAAUAUGGUUUCAACCAUGGAUCAAAUCACCCUAAUGCUGGGAAGUAUUUUUUGAGUCGCAAGUCUUACGACUCUGAGAUGUAUCGCUUUUCAGUGCAUGGUGUUCAAAAGUCUCAGACUCAGCCUUGUCUGUGGGUCCUGACCACAUACACUUUUGGUCACAAGGAUUUGCGGACAUGUCAGUUAUGGGUUAAUCGAAUUAAUGCUUCACUGAAAAUAGAAGUUGAGAGACCAAAGAAUCUUCUGGUUUUCGUUAAUCCAAGGAGUGGGAAAGCAAAUGGCUGUAGGACUUGGGAAACUGUGGCUCCCAUUUUCUCACGCGCUGAUGUAGAAGCAAAGGUUGUUGUAACUGAGAGGGCGGGACAUGCAUUUGAUGUGAUGGCAUCUCUUGCCAACAAGGAACUCAAUUCAUAUGAUGGUGUCAUAGCUGUCGGCGGUGAUGGCUUCUUCAAUGAAAUCCUUAAUGGGUUUCUUCUUCCUAGGUAUAGAGCUCCUCACCCUCCAUCUCCUUCAGAUUUCAUUCAUUCUGAUGGAAGCAAGGGCAGUGCUUUAGUUCCCAAGUCAAAUGAGACGGUUCCAGAAACUGCUCACAAAAACGAAGAUAAUUCUCCUCUUAUUUCAAGUUCUAUAUGUAACGGUUCUGGAUUAGGAGAUUUCAGAACAGAAGAUGGUCCUUCCUUCACAGAUCAAGAUCUAGAGUUCCCUCGACUCAAAGAACGGUUUAGAUUUGGAAUUAUUCCUGCUGGUUCAACUGAUGCCAUUGUGAUGUGUACAACUGGAAUACGAGAUCCCAUAACAUCUGCAUUGCACAUUGUCUUGGGUAAAAGGGUGUACCUUGAUAUAGCUCAAGUUGUGAGAUGGAAAACGUCGUCCACAUCAAAUGUUGAACCAUGCGUACGCUAUGCAGCUUCUUUUGCUGGGUAUGGAUUUUAUGGAGAUGUUAUUACGGAGAGUGAAAAAUACCGUUGGAUGGGCCCUAAACGUUAUGAUUAUGCUGGAACAAAGGUGUUUUUGAGACACAGGUCAUAUGAGGCAGAAGUAGCAUACAUGGAAACUGAACCAGAAAAAACAAAUUCAGCUGCUGGGAAAGGUCAUCCACUUAGCAGAAUGAGAGCAGUAUGGGGUCCUGAAAAAUCAGAAAGAGCAAUUUGUCGCAUGAACUGUGGUGUCUGUAAAACGAAGCCUGUUUACAUGUCCACAAGAAGUCCCCGUGCAACACCCUAUUCGCGCCCAGAAGAAACUAGAUGGCGGAGAUGCAGAGGACAUUUUCUUAGUGUUGGUGCUGCUGUAAUUUCUAACAGAAAUGAAAGAGCACCUGAUGGCUUGGUGGCUGAUGCUCACCUUUCUGAUGGUUUCCUGCAUCUUCUGUUGAUUAGAGAUUGUCCUCGUGCUUUGUAUUUAUGGCACCUUACCCAGCUUGCAAAGAGAGGUGGAAAACCCCUGAAUUUUGAGUUUGUAGAACACCAUAAGACCCCAGCUUUUACAUUUACUUCGUUUGGCAAUGAGAGCGUCUGGAAUUUGGAUGGCGAGCUCUUUCCAGCACACCAACUCUCAGCACAAGUAUUUCAAGGGCUUAUUAGCUUAUUUGCUUCUGGUCCUGAAGUUUAGUAGUACUGUCCAUCAGAUGGAUUUCUUUAUGUAAUCAAGCUGUUCAAUGACUAAGUCUUUUAUCAAUCACAGAUCAGUUUAAUGAUAUCUGGAGAGCUAUACAGGCGGCUUUAGUUCCAGAGGUUGUGAAUUUUAAGUCACUGUAUACUAUUUUGGAGAAAGAUCAAAGAUUAGUUGUAGGAUUAGGGAUGAUUUAACGUUCCAUCUUAUGUAUACGGUAGAACCGAGAGCAAAAGGAGAAAAAACAACAAAAUGUUCUGUAAGCACAUAGUUUUAUUGUCAACAUUAUUGAGUAAAGGUUACUUUUUCCCUUUUAUUA